AUGGCAGCUCUUGUUCUACUUCAGGAAUGUGUGCCUUUACAGGACCCAACGGAAGGCUGGAGCGCAAACUUUGGGUUUUGGAUUCGAGUAGCAAUUCUCGGUGGUGUUGUGGCCGUUGGAAUAGCUGCUUUCGUCGCUUACAUGAUUCCAGGCGUCGUGCUGUCCAAACGACAACUUACAUUGAUUUUCAUCGGUCAGGCAAUUGGGUACCCUGCCGUUGGAAUGCUCGUGGCUGCACUUUGGGUUUUCCCGAUCCCCUUUAUGGUUCUGACAAUCAUGACCCUCUUUGUACUGGUGUUUAUUGUGCUGUUCCGCAUAAUUGUUGGAAAACAAACCUUUAGUCAAAUGGCGACACAUAAAGAACAACUCAUCUUACUUGUCAGCUUCAGCGGCUCUCAGUGCGUAAUGGCCUUCACCUACGCAGCGUACGAAGUGCUCUUUGAACAUGUCACCGGCACCUUCUUCGAGUUACCCGUGGUACUUUUACUUCCUGUUAUCAAAGUCAUCAUGAAGAAAGUGGUUUCACUAGCCAUUGUGCACAUGGAAGACAUGAUCCCUGAAGGCGUCAUCUUCACGGUUGACUUCUUCAAUUCAAUGUAUCUUGCCACAUGCAUGCAGAACACGUCUUCCAUCACGACAGUAGCCGCAGUGAUGGUGCUUGACUUUGGACAAACGGCAAUAUCUCUCCGAAGCCUUCACAAAAGAUCCGACACAAUUUUGUCUCGACUUCAUCAGGCCUGCGGUAUAACUCUGAAGAGUGAUAGUCUACUACCUGUGGUCCGGUUGUUGUGUCGUGAUAAGGACAAGUUUGAACAGCAAGACCGUCAGGAUGUUCUUCUGUAUUCCUGCCUCCCACACAAGGUAUCACAAGAUGGACAAUCUCUCCUUAAAACACUUGAACAUGUGCCGGACAACGGAGUUUGCAAGCUUCCGCAAUUUAUGAUUUCAAAGCCGUGGAGUCACUCACGCCGCAAGGAAACAAGUGUUGUGCCAAGUAACGCAAAACCAAUCACCAUCGUUAGGCCAGAUCAAAAUCAGCAGGAACCCGCUGAGUCGGUUGUUAUCGAGGUGUCAGUUCCUCUACACCAAAACAUUCUCAGAGAGACGCUCGGGGUGCUUUUUACGUCUGAAUGUCUCAUAUUGACCGAGUAUAUGGAAUUCAUCAUUCCCGUUCUGUACGGGAAUUUCAUACUGUUGGUGGUAAAUCUGCCCAGUGCACGAUAUCACAUGGACUUGCUGGAUGUCAACCUCGAUAAUGUAGCAGACACACUGCUCAACGUUUACGUCUACGCGCUUUUGGAAUUCGCUUCAUUUCUGACGCUCACGCUAAUGAUGAUGCGGAAUUGUCGGCUGCAAGCGAUCUACCACUUGGCAUUCGUGCUAGAAACGCAAGCGCUUCUCGUGCAAGUGAAGCUGAUGACCUGGGUGUUGAUGUCCUUAAGCUUUCGCGUCAUACAUUUCGGCGCUGACUUCACAUUUGAGUUUUCUUGGAUGACGCACAACAACGCGUAA
Messenger RNA from Peronospora farinosa, 1512 nucleotides. The record is from the annotation of a GenBank genome assembly. NCBI's taxonomy places the organism in Eukaryota, Oomycota, Peronosporomycetes, Peronosporales, Peronosporaceae.